Oldenlandia corymbosa var. corymbosa is the source of this 2673-nucleotide messenger RNA. The record is from the annotation of a GenBank genome assembly. NCBI's taxonomy places the organism in Eukaryota, Viridiplantae, Streptophyta, Magnoliopsida, Gentianales, Rubiaceae.
AUGCCGGAUGAUGGUUUGCUUGUUGAGGAAAGAUUGUCAUAUGAGGGAUUGAUUAGUAAGAUUUGUAUGACACUUGGUUGGGAUCCAGCACACGUGAAACUCCACCUUUCUUUGAUUCUCGAUAGUUCCGGUGGUAGGCGUGUAGUGAAGAUCAAGAAUGAUUCGCAUGUAAAGUUCAUGAACCGUGUAGAUCCAAUGUCAUGUUUGGAUUUAUACAUAGAUUUGGAAGAUAUCACUCAUGAAGAAAGAGAAGCGAGUUUGGAAAACAACGUGUCAUUUGGUGGUUUUCCAAGGGGGGGACGUGCUAGUACUUCUCGAAACCGUGAUGAAGAGGAGACACCUUUAUUUACACAAGAUGACUACCGGGAAGAGUCGGAUCCCGACUACAUAGCUCCAAGUGAAAGCGAAGAAGACUGUGAUGUCUCCAGAGAGAGUUAUUUUGAAGAAAGUGAUGAUGAAAGGUUGGAAAAUGAGGAAAGGGAUUGUAAUCCAUUGUCCCGACGCCAUGUAUGGGCGUAUGAGCGGAUCGACAGAAUCGCGUCACAAAGAAAAGGAGUAGAUUAUUUGAUUGAUGAGACCGCUCCAUUAGCUCAGCAGUGGGAAUGUAGGUACACCUACGGAGACGCCCCAAGGAGCAGUACCCCACCUUUUAGAGAUCAAUUAACAAGCCUACAUGUUGAAGAUUUUCGAUUCAAUCCCACGGAGGAGGAACUCGUGAGCCAUUACCUCAAGAACAAGAUUCUGGGCAUCCCUUUAACGGAUUCCGAUUCACAGUUCUUAAUCGACAUGGACAUGUACGGCAAGGACGCCACUCCCUGGGAGUUGUUCUGUUCCGACCAAAAGAAUCGGUUUAUUAUUCCAUGGCUUCCCUCCUUUGAUCCCUCGGGAAACGUGAAGGUUUCAGAGGCGGUUCUUUAUGUUCUGACCAAGCUUUCUAAUGUUGGGAAAACAGAGAAAUCCGAGAAGAAGCAGAAGAACAGGGUGGCCGGAUGUGGAACUUGGCAUGGAAAUAGAACGAAAGAGCCGGUCACCGAAGCUGAUGAGAACGGAGAGUAUUCCAGAGUGAUCGGAUUCCGGCGAUCUUUCACUUUCAGGUCUUCAACCCACGAAACAGUGGGACAAUGGAAUAUGAUGGAAUACAAUAUCAACCCGGUAGCCCAUAACAUCAAUCCUGCCCAAUUCGAUUGGGAGGAUAUCGUCUUGUGUAAAAUCAAAAGAGACGACUCAAAGAGUUCCUUGGGUGGAAGACUGGUUUCUAGAAAGAGGAAAUUUUCGGGUUCUGAUACUGAUACCAAAUCAAGAAAGAUGGUGAUUAUGUCAUCGCCAUCAACUUAUUCGUAUUCAUCAUCAUCUCAGAUAUCGAGUUAUAGUGAAGAUGAGAGACAGAGUAUGAAUAAUAAUAGCCUCCAAGGCAAUUGCAGUAAUGGAUCUCUGCUGGACUCCAGCGCUAAUUAUGAUCCGGAAGCAUUGCAAGAGACAAUUCCGGGUCUUGAAGAUUCAGAAACUGUGGUGGAAAACUAUUCAAUAAAUGAGGAAGACUUGUCGAACUCGGACCUUUGGUUCGAAUUGGACGAAUUCCCAAAGCAAUUAGGUCUUGGCGAAAAAUUCAAGCCUAUAUAUAGGAGGCUUGGCCGAAUUUUAGAAGCACCCUUGAGUGUUGAUUUUUUAAAUCAAGUUGACCACGAAAUUGAUUUCAAAGGAUACGCCUCUACAGUCCAGUCUGUACAGCACAGAAAUGAAGAAUUGAUCGGCCACUUUUUGAGAAACACCAUCCUUAGACAGCCUUUAUCGCCAUCGGAAUCCAGGGUUGUGAUAUACAAGGAGAUGUACGGAAAAGAAGCAACUCCCUGGGAGUUGUUCCAUUAUGAAGUCGAUGAAAAUAACCAGUUGCUUCUUCCUUGGGUAACCAACGUCGAUCCUUUGGGGAAAAUCGAGGCAGAUAUCGACACCGAAUCGAGCGACGCUUCCAUUGGAGGCAGGCUUGUUUCUACUUCCGCAAGUUCCGCGACUUCAAUGGAUCAUGGAAUUUCAAAAGUUGUGGCGGCGCAAGAACCGUCAUGGGCUGCCUCAGUAGUUGAUAAUACUAUGAAUAACAGUGUGUUUUCAUCGUGGGGAGACCAAUUUCAGCAACAACAACAAUAUCUUCAACCAGUGAUGAUGAUGCCCGCGGGAGUGGUCCAUAAUCAAGAACCUGUAAAUGGCGGAACUGAAAUCAACACGUUUCUGUCGUCUGGACAGACUCAUCAUCAGCCGGCAGCCGGGUUGUCGGGAGAAACAAUGGAUCAAUUAUAUGAACCUCAACAAGAACAAUAUCUUCAACAAUUGGGGAGAAUUGUGUCGUCGGAGGAGAGUAUGCCACCUCUUGUGGAUGCUGAAGAAAAUGUCUUCAAUGAUAAAGAGUUUUUGGAUAUUGGAGACGACUUCUUUGAUGUGGAGGGGAUCAUCAAGUACCUUAAUUCAAAUACGACAGAUGAUAAUGUGGCAGACCAAGAUCCAAAACAUCAUCACUUGUUCCAUGAUCCCACCAAGACCUUGUCCAACUACCAGCUACCAUCACCCGCCAACAACCACGUCGAAGACACAUUGAAGCUGAAGCCGCCUCCGCCUCCUCCUAGUCGACGUUGGAGUAAAUAUGAUGCUGAUUUUGGAUUUUUGUUGGCCAAAAAGAAAUAG